UAUGUUAGGCAAAUAAAAUAAAGGAGUCUGUGCAACUUGUCGUGUUCAAAGUCUGCUUCAAUUUUUUAUUUUUUUUUUUUGCAAAUUCUUGCAGUCCAUGGUCAAUCCAAAGAACUCUUGUGGAUUACCGGAAACUCCAAAGCCUUAGAUACAGAUUAAAGGAAAAAAAAAAAAAGAAGAAGAAAUUUUUUACUAACUUAAAAACUCUGUUCUUUAUCACAUCAAUUCAUAAAAAAUAAAACUUUGGGACUUCUUUUUCUUCCAACUUGUACUUUUUUUUUUCUGUUUACCACUACAAAAUAUCAGCUAUACGGAGGUAUAUUUUGGAAUAUGUAUAUAAGAGGAAAUGUCUUGAUUUGAAGAUUUAUGGUACUUUUGGGUACCAUUUGCAAUUGAAUUCUAUAUUUUAUGUUGAUGAUAAGCUGAAGAUUUAAGGACUAACAAUGGCGCCCUCGAAAAUGGAGAAGAAAUGUGUGUGCCCUGUUGUGCUUAGUUCACUUGUAUGUGCGUUUGUUUUUGUUACUUCCUUAAAUAUGGGGCUUGUAUCUUCGGUUCACAAAUUCAACUCGAUUUUCCCCAUUUUUUCGGCUCAUCAAAGGACGUCGGAAUAUGCUGAAUCGAAGAUUGAGUUAGGUACACCGCCACCUCCUGGUCCGACGUUACCUCGUUUUGCUUAUUUGGUUUCGGGAUCAAAAGGUGAUUUGGAAAAGCUUUGGAGGACGCUUCAUGCGUUGUACCAUCCUCGGAACGAAUACGUAGUUCAUUUGGACCUCGAGGCACCACCUGAGGAGAGAUUGGCACUUGCGUCCCGGAUCGAUAACCAUACAGUUUUCAACAAAGUUGGGAAUGUUUAUAUGAUCAGUAAGGCUAAUAUGGUUACUUAUAGAGGGCCUACAAUGGUUGCUAAUACACUCCAUGCUUGUGCUGUUCUUCUUAAGAGAAAUAAAGAUUGGGAUUGGUUUAUAAAUCUCAGUGCAUCAGAUUAUCCUCUAGUGACUCAAGAUGAUCUUGUUUAUACAUUUUCGGCUUUAAAUCGGAACCUUAACUUUAUAGAGCACACGAGCAAUCUUGGUUGGAAAGCGAAUGAAAGAGCUAAGCCUUUGAUUGUAGAUCCUGGACUUUACAUGUCAACUAAGUCUGAUAUAUAUUUGGCCACACCAAGGAGAACAUUGCCUACAGCAUUUAAACUAUUUACUGGUUCGGCAUGGACAGUUUUAUCUCGUCCGUUUGUAGAGUUCUGUGUUUGGGGUUGGGAUAAUCUACCAAGAACACUUCUCAUGUAUUACACAAACUUCGUUUCCUCCCCUGAAGGCUACUUCCAGACAGUCGUAUGCAACGUUCCCGAAUUUGCCAAGACGGUUGUCAACCAUGAUUUGCACUAUAUUUCGUGGGAUAAUCCCCCGAAACAACACCCACACAUCCUUAACAUUAAUGACACAGAUAAGAUGAUACAGAGCAAUGCAGCAUUUGCCCGGAAAUUCAAACACGAUGAUCCCGUCUUGGACAAGAUUGAUGCAGAUUUGCUUGGCAGGGCAAAGGGGAGUUUCACUCCUGGCGCUUGGUGUUCCGGCAAACUAACAUGUUCAGAAGUUGGGGACUCGAACAAGAUCAAGCCAGGUCCAGGAGCUCAAAGGCUUUGCCAACUCAUAGCUAGGUUAGCUAUGAAAGCUAAUAAUGGUCAAGAUCAGUGUAGAUAGAUUUAAUUAUAUGGAGAAAUUGAAUCAACGAGGAAUACAAACAUCAGUAAAAAAAAUUGUAUCUAAUAGAAAAACUUCAAUAAUAACACUGCUUAUUUGACCUAA
Gossypium arboreum is the source of this 1802-nucleotide messenger RNA. RefSeq names its product beta-glucuronosyltransferase GlcAT14B-like. Gene Ontology annotation, molecular function: glucuronosyltransferase activity. The transcript has 5 exons. NCBI's taxonomy places the organism in Eukaryota, Viridiplantae, Streptophyta, Magnoliopsida, Malvales, Malvaceae. The coding region runs from base 444 to 1697 and encodes 417 amino acids. Gene Ontology annotation, cellular component: membrane. The record is from RefSeq and is a predicted model, not a curated record.